CUUCCUCUUCAACUAAGUUGCUUCACUCUCCACUUUAUAAUAUCAACUUCAUUCUAAACAAUUAGAAAGAACAAAUUAGACAUGUCUCCACAAACAUAAAGAAUAUUAGUUGUUUAAGGAAGAUAUAUUAUUUGGAAUAUUAAAUAUACCGACAAAGUAAUUAUAUGUGUGUGGGCGGGUACCCAUGGGGCGGAUUUACCUAAACCCAAACCCAACCCGACCCGAUAAAUAAUGUAGCGGGUUUAAACCCGAACCCGACCCAAAACCCGUCAACACGGGUUUUACCCGCGUUGACAUGGUUGGGUCGGGUGGGUACCCGUGCGUUCGGGUUUACAAACCCUCUCUUCCUUUAUAUACUAACACCCUACUCAAUUGACCAAAAUACCCUUCUGAUACCUACAAAUAACCCGUUGUAAUAGAGCCUCCACCAGGUCGCAGAACCAAAAAAUAUCCAUGGAGAUUCGAACCACUGACCUUCAGCCAAGUUCUAUACAAAGACAAAUGUUUCAACCACUUAUGCUACUACGAAAGCAAUUGUUACAUUUACUUUUCGUUCAAUUCUGGCCAUUAAUCAAGCUUAAGAUUUCAAAAACCAUCAUUUACGUCUAAAUCUCUUAAAUACUUAAUCAUGUUGAGUUUAUGGGACCGGAGCUCAAAGGUUAUCUUCAACUAAUUUACAAACCAAUCAUGUAGAGUUUAGGCAAAAUACACAUGUAUAGUCAUAACUUUCACACUUUUGACAAAUAUAGCCAUUUCUAUUCGAAAACCACAAAUAGCCAAUUCCGUCCAUUUUGGUAACGGUGUUAGUAGACGUUAUGACUGUACUAACGGCUUGCGCUGAGUUGGCCACUGAGUUACCCCACCUUCCGACGUGGAAAUCAGACGUGGAAAUGAAAAAAACAAAAAAAAAGUUUUAAACAAAAAGAAUAAAUUAACACAAAAUCCCCAAUAUAACCACAUGAAAUCCCUAAAAUCUAUUUUCUCCAUUGUUGUUCUCCGAAGCUUCCCUAAAAUCUAUCCCUAGAAAUCAACGCUUCAAUCGACACCCUCUCUGCUGGCUGGAUCCCUCGAGGCCGAGAAGCACCUCAAGCCGCCGCCGCAACGCAUCGCCACCUGAAAUACCACCACCAGUAGCACUUCUUCAUCCUCAAUUGUCGUCGCCGUCAUCAUCGUCUUCUUUACCCCUGCGGUGGAGAUGAGAUUUGGGUAGGAGAGAUGAUGACCCGCAGGGUUCGGCCCAAAUCAGGUCGAGGCGAUCGGGCUCUGCCGUAGAGACCUCGACCCGCCGAAUUGCCGAUCCUGCAUCAAACUCUCCGAAUCAGAAGGAAGCAAUCACGUAUUACAAUUUAUGUAUGCAACGCUACUCCAGCCCAUCAUUUCGCAGCAACUCCGACCUCCUAGAAUUCGCUCUGAUCCCACCGCCGGUCGGAGGGGGGAUUUGCAGGGUCCUUUGUGGAACCGAAAUUGCCGUCAUCAUCGUCUUCCUUUACCCCUACGGUGGAGAUGAGAGUUGGGUAGGAGAGAUGAUGGCCCGACCUGCAAAAAAGGGGGCAAGGGCGGCGGUGAAUAGCGGAAACAGAGGGUCGCGAAUCGUCAUCCUCCCCCACUUCCGACGAAAGCUGAGAUGGGUGGCGAAUCUGGAGAUGAGCUACUCGAUUUGGGGGUUUUCGGAUGGGUUUGAGAACUGAGUUUGGGUUCUUCUUUGUCGAUUGAAACUUGAAAGAGAGAAAAAGGAUCUGGGAGCUAUGUAGGCGGAUUAGAAUUGGAGUGGAAGUGAAGGAGAAUAUGCGGAUGAUGAUGGAAAGGGCACGCUUAAUCAUCUCCUUUUUUGUUUAAUUAUAUUUUUUUUUGUAGGUGUAUAGAUCUAGGAGGAGAGAGAAGAAGGAUAAUUUUUUUGAUUUAUUAAUUAAUUUGUUUUCAAAUUAAAAUAUGACAUGGCACUUACGUGGCAAGUGUUGUUGAGUUGUCGCUGACGUGUCCUAUGAUUUGGCAUCCUAAUCAGCGUAGCGUUAACCUAACUGACGGAGUUUCUAAAACCGUUAAAGUUUUUAACUAAAAUGGCUAGAUUUGUCACACGACCAUCCAAUUUCUUGGCUAUUUUGUGUUUUCGGAUAGUUAUGGCUAUAUUUGUCAAAAACGUAAAAGUUAUGGCUAUACAAGUGUAUUUUGCCUAGAGUUUAAAUAACAUGUCAAGAUUUAU
This is a messenger RNA of Linum trigynum, 2200 nucleotides long. The record is from the annotation of a GenBank genome assembly. NCBI's taxonomy places the organism in Eukaryota, Viridiplantae, Streptophyta, Magnoliopsida, Malpighiales, Linaceae.